AUGUCAGAUCAGGAGACAAAACCUUCAGCUGAGGACUUGGGAGAUAAGAAGGAAGGAGAGUACAUUAAACUCAAAGUCAUUGGACAGGAUAGCAGUGAGAUUCAUUUCAAAGUGAAAAUGACAAUACAUGUCAAGAAACUCAAAGAAUCAUACUGUCAAAGACAGGGCGUUCCAAUGAAUUCACUCAGGUUUCUCUUUGAAGGUCAGAGAACUGCUGAUAAUCAUACUCCUAAAGAACUGGGAAUGGAGGAAGAAGAUGUGAUUGAAGUUUAUCAGAAACAAACAGGGGGUCAUUCAGUGGUUUAG
Molecule: messenger RNA, 306 nt
Organism: Lepus europaeus (European hare)
Lineage: Eukaryota; Metazoa; Chordata; Mammalia; Lagomorpha; Leporidae
Product: small ubiquitin-related modifier 1-like
Exons: 1
Coding region: 1-306 (101 amino acids)
Biological process (GO): protein sumoylation
Cellular component (GO): nucleus; PML body
Molecular function (GO): protein tag activity; ubiquitin-like protein ligase binding
Source: RefSeq, a predicted model, not a curated record